AUGGCGAGCUUGGUUCCCAAUGUCUGGGCCGCCAUCGUCAUCCCCGUGCCCGCCUCCGUCCUGGCCGUCAUCCUGCGUCUCAAGGCCAGGCGGAUGACGCGCAUGGGCAUGGGCCGCGACGAUUGCUUCGCCGUCGCCGCCCUGAUCUUUGCCCUGGGCUACACGGCCGACCUCAUUGUGUGGGCGACGUGCUUCAAGCUCGGCCAGCCCAUCGGCUCCUAUAGCCAAGACUUGAUCGACUACUACACGGAAAAGUCGACCCUGAUCCUGUGGACGAGCGAGUUCUUGUACUCGUGGGCCAUCUUCUGCGCCAAGAUAGCCGUCCUGUGCUUCUUCCUCCGCGUCUUCCGAUUCGCUUCCAUCCGCAUCCCCAUCAUGAUUCUCAUCACCUUGUGCUCCAUCUGGAUCACGAUACGAACCUUCUUCACUCUUUUACGCUGCAGGCCUAUCCAGGCAUUCUGGGUGCAGGAUAUCCCAGAUGCCACGUGUUUCACCAAUGUGCGUGCCUACUACCUCGCUACCGAUGUCACCCACUCCUCGAUGGAUUUCAUCAUCCUGGCUCUCCCCAUAUACGAAGUCUCGAGAAUGAGGCUCCCGUUUGGCCAAAAGAUUGCCGUCGUCGGCCUCUUUGCCACCGGGUCUCUGGUCGGAAUUGCGUCCAUUUUCCAAAUCGUCGAAUCUCAGAAUUACGAUCCCCACGAGCUGCCCUAUGACCUGGCCCUGUGCAUGGUUUGGGGAGGUGUCGAGCUCCAUCUGGCCGUCUUUGUAGGUUCUCUCAUUUUGCUGCGACCCAUCUUUAUCAAAUUCGUUCCCGGCCUUGCUUCUCUGUCAGCGAGCAAGGCGGCGAGCCGCCCGACUCGCUCGAGUAAUGCCUUUCAGCCGGGGGAGAGUUCCAGACGCCCUAGUAGUCUGCCAGACGACGCCGAGCUGGGCAUGGAGGCUGUAGAUGCAACCAUGACCAUCGGACGGGGUAGCUCACUAGCGCUCAAGGAACACACCUCUAGCUUGACGCCGAUUUGUAUCCAUCAUGAGGAAUGUGACGCGGAAACUUUACCGGGUCAAGAUGAUUCAGGACACUCGCAAAGUACUGCUGUGUGA
Molecule: messenger RNA, 1098 nt
Organism: Metarhizium brunneum ARSEF 3297
Lineage: Eukaryota; Fungi; Ascomycota; Sordariomycetes; Hypocreales; Clavicipitaceae
Source: RefSeq, a predicted model, not a curated record